Haliotis rufescens (red abalone) is the source of this 14957-nucleotide messenger RNA. RefSeq lists its product as uncharacterized. The record is from RefSeq and is a predicted model, not a curated record. NCBI's taxonomy places the organism in Eukaryota, Metazoa, Mollusca, Gastropoda, Lepetellida, Haliotidae. Gene Ontology annotation, biological process: Notch signaling pathway. Bases 279 to 12059 code for a protein of 3926 amino acids. The transcript is spliced from 71 exons. Gene Ontology annotation, molecular function: Notch binding; calcium ion binding.
GGAUGGGUAGCAAACGGUUGUCUGACGCAGACACACCCCUUUAGAGUCUGCCGGCUUGCAUUCGACACAUACCUUGUCACGGUUGAGCAGACUGUUCUUCUGAGGUGCCUACAGUCUAUACGUGGUAUCCCGCGGACGGUGUCGGAUAGGGCCAGCGUGAAAGAAUUAGCACAACGCUUAUAGGCACAAAUAUUGUAUCAUUUCGAUUGUGAUAAUAGUUGGACUUUAGUGUACAUGUAAAUGAUUGUGUAGAAACAAGACAAGGACUAUCCCAAGCCAUGCACGGCGUGUCUCUGUGGGUCUCGGCCCUUGUGUUUAUCUCAGUGAAGACAUCAGUUCAGGUUGAUGUACCAUUGGAUUGCCAAUCAGGUUGGACACGCAUUGGUGUUCAAUGUUACAUGUUAUAUAAAUGGAUCGUACCAUGGGAAAGUGCUGUCAAAAUCUGUAAAACCUAUGGGUCUGAAAUGGCAAAAGUCACAGAUUUUUAUGAAAACCAGGAUAUUGGCAAUUUCGCAAGCAGUCUCAGUACAGCCAAGUAUUGGAUUGGUUUCACUCGAAGAGAGGCCUCCCCUGUCAAUCAGCUGAUAGGAUAUUGGAGCGACGGUCAAGAAACAUCAAUUGCAGCAGGUUUCUGGGAUAAUGAUCAACCGGAUUCUGACAAAAUGGGAAAAUGUGUCUACGUCAUGAAGAAAAUGGACAGAUAUUAUUGGUCAUUUGGUCCUUGUGAAAUGAAGUUGUCGUACGUUUGUCAGAGACCAGCUUGUCCAUCUGGGAGCUACCAUUGUACUAAUGGCCAAUGUAUAAACCAGAACCUGGUCUGUGAUGGAGACGAUGACUGUGGAGAUGCCUCUGAUGAAAUGAACUGUGCUAGUCGAUGCAAGUACUACUUUAACCAAGCUGCAGGCUCAAUCAGCUCCAACAACUACCCAAGCAACUACCCAGAUGCUAGGAACUGUCAGUGGGUGAUCCACGUCCCGCUUGGACAGAAUGUUUAUCUCAGAUUCACCAACUUCUCCACGGAGAUUGGGGCUGAUAUAGUGCAAGUGUUGGUUGGAGGACAGACUGAGACCCAGGGGCAGCUUGUGGCCACCCUGUCCGGGGAUAGGCAGGCCAGUCUCCCUGACUUCACCAGCUUCAACAACUUCAUCAUCGUCAAAUUCACCACCGACAGCAGCAGCAAUGCACUUGGCUUCAGAGCUGAAUUCAGUGGAAGGAGUGCCAAUCUUCAACCAUACCAGAAUCUCCGGGCGAUAGAUGCUCAGAAGUUCCUCAAAGCCCCAAAUUACCCGUCCAUGUACCUGGGAAAUCAGGACUACACCUGGAUCAUCAACACACUGAUGCAGACACAGAUCAUCACUCUCAAUAUCUUGGAGGUAGACUUGAAGGGUAUGGACAAAAUCGUGAUCCGAAACGGUGACUGUGUGAAGGCUAACCUGCUGUACAUGUUCACAGCUGACACAGAUGUGGGUGACGUCCCAUUCAUCUUCUCCACUGGCAACAGCAUGUACUUCACCAUGCAGACACGCGGCUACCAAGUCGGGAAAGGAUUCAGAUUCACAUACAGACAAGGAUGUGACAUGCUGCUGACUUCCAUGAAAGGCAGACUCUUCUCACCUGGCUAUGCCCUUGAUGGUAACACUGCCAUGAACUACCCCAAUGACAUCUCAUGUAACUUCAGAGUGGACGUGCCUGGCAAACCCAAUAUCACACUCAUCAACAGAGGAUUCAAGACACAGACAAGUGAAGAUGUAGUGACUGUCCAUUAUGGAGGUGCUAGCCCAGAUGUUCUCUCUGGGGACACCGUUGUGCAAAGCAGAUCAAACAAUGGAGAAUUCAAUGUCACCUUCAAAACCAAUGCCAUAAUAAGAGAGAAGGGAUUUCUGUUUGAAUAUUCAAUAGACUGCCCCAACCCUAACUUCAAUGAAAACACAGUUUUGACACCAUCAAACGCAAACUGGCAGUUUAUGUCUGAGUUUGUGGUGACGUGCAAGGAUGGUUACAGGUUUGCCUCACAAGAGUACCAGGACAAAAGCAAGGCUCCUGCCUUUGAAAGCUUCUCCGUUGCAAGAAUGAAAUGCAUGUAUGGAGGAAAGUGGGACCGUGAUACCACUCCAAGCUGUCAGCCCAAGUACUGUGGUUCUGCACCUCUCGUGAAUAAUGCUUACGUCAGCUCCUCAACUGGCCAGAGCAGCAGCGUUGGUGGGAGUGUCACCUACUCCUGUUAUCCUGGGUUCACUCUCUCAAACUCUGCUACCAUCAGCUGUCGUAAUGAUGGCACCUGGGGGCCGACCCCAACCUGCACAAUUGCCUCAUGCAAUCCUUUACCUACAAGCUUGAACUUUGGAACCAUCACAAAGGUUGAAGGAGACGGCACUGAGUUUGGAUCCAUCGUUAACUUUACUUGCAAUGCAGGCUACCAGAUAUCAGGAGAGCCCAUCCUCUUCUGUACCUUCAGCAGUACUUGGACUGCUUCUGUUCCUUCCUGUAUACCACUGAAUUGUCCGAUACCCCCCAUCCCUCAUGGAAGGUUGACCAACACACAGGAGGCCUUCUUUGGAGUCCUCCGCCAAGUCACUUGUGACAACGGCUACAGGCUCAACACCACCGGCAGCCAGGUCACAUGUGGUGCUGACCAAAUGUUUACAAACCUGGAUACCAUGGCGUGUGAAGGUAUCCAAUGCAUGGACCCCCCACCGCUGGACAAUGGCUACAUCCUGAACAGCCGCAAGUACUACCGAUUUGAAGAUAGAAUCAUCAUGUCCUGUAACAUUGGGUUCAACUUGAUUGGUCAGUCCCUUCGCAUCUGCCAAGCCAAUGGACGAUGGAAUGGGACAGCACCCACCUGUAGUCAUAUCGAUGAAUGUCAUGGACUAUGUGACCAGGACUGCAUGAAUACAGAUGGUUCUUACAAGUGUUCCUGUCGGCCCGGCUACACUCUCAAUGCUAAUGGACGCACCUGUGAUGAUGUUAAUGAAUGUAAUGCUGACAAUGGUGGUUGUAGCCAAGAGUGUGUGAAUGAUGUGGGAAGCUACAAGUGUCAGUGUGACUCAGGCUAUCAACUCUUCUCCAUGGAUGGCCAGCUCAACUACACCCUCGCCAACAAUGAGGAUGGCACCAUGGCAGGCGACAUUUACAGAUUCAACCAUACAUGUGUCCGUAUCCAAUGCAUGGACCCCCAACCACUGCACAAUGGCUACAUCCUGAACAACCGCAAGUACUACCGAUUUGAAGAUAGAAUCAUAAUGUCCUGUAACAUUGGGUUCAACUUGAUUGGUCAGUCCCUUCGCAUAUGCCAAGCCAAUGGACGAUGGAAUGGGACAGCACCCACCUGUAGUCCCGCCAUAUGUCCUCCUGUGAGUAUCCCGGGCAACCUGAAGACCACUCCUAGUGUGAUUCCAUCUGGUAGUGUAGACUACCUGGGCAAAGUCAAUAUUUCUUGUAAUGUGCCUGGCCGAGGAUCUUUCCUUAAACAACGUCAGUGUCUGCUGGAUCCCGACACUAAACAGUACAAGCUGUUCGGUGCACAGUUAGAGUGUGGAGUGAUUGACUGUGGCACACCAUCUGGUGUCCCUGGAGCUGUCAUACCUGCAGGCAUCCAAACAACCUACGGCACACAGUUUCAAUUUGUCUGUAAGAACCAGUACACAAAAGAGGGAACAUCCAGUCUAAAUAACGAUACUGUUCAGUGCAAGAGCAAUGGCUACUGGGGAUGGGGCACUCUCAGGUGUCUUGGUAAUACGUGCAGUGACCCUGGUCGACCUGUGGAUGGCACACAACAUGCAACUUCUUAUGAGGAGAAUAAUCAGGUCAACUAUACAUGUAAUCGCCCAGGCUACACCCUACAAGGUGCCACACCCCUCACCUGUAUACUCUACAGUGGUUUGUACUGGGACCGACCUGUCCCCACAUGUGUUGAUACCCAGAAACCUACAUUCAGCAACUGUGUGGCCGAAAAAACUGUCAGGAAAUACACAACAGCAUCAAAUGCUGUCACUCCUCCAACACCAUCUGACAAUACUGGCAUCAAGUCAAUGACCAUCACACCUACAUGGCCUUCAGAUCAGCUACUCAUUGUAUCCGAGGAAGACUUUGUAUUCACAGCUGAAGACUUCAAUGGCAACAAGGAAUUUUGCACUACAAAAGUCAAAGUAUUAGAUGAAGUACCACCAACAAUUCGAUGCCCAGAUCCACUGGUAGAGAAAUUCAAGGAAGAAACUGACCGCAAAUAUUGGCAGUUUAGUGUAUCUGCAUUAGGUAUGAUUGUAAGUGAUGACAGUGGCAGCACUCCCUCUGUUCUGUUCAACCCCCCAGCACUGAACAUUUCUGCAGCCUUCGUCAGCCAAGCCAACUUUGUUCAAUGGAUCACAGCUACUGCAAUUGAUGCUGCAGGAAAUAGGAACACAUGCCAAUUCCAGGUCAUGGCAAAAGCUGCCAUUUGUUCACCAACGUCCAUCCCCAAGCCUGUGAAUGGUCAGAAGUCCUGCAGAGCCCUCAGCAAUAAUGGUGGCUACACAUGCGAUCUUACUUGUGAUGCUAACUACGCCUUCUAUGACCAGUCUAGCCAGACAACCGUGACUACUUCCUGUAUCACAGGAAGUCCGUUCCCUCAAGCUGUGAUUCCUGCAUGUUCUUUCACACAAUCAGAGACAGCCAAAUUCACACAGAUCAUCAGAUUUUCUUAUGAUGCUAGUACAGCCAGUACUCUGGCAGAUACCUGUAAGCAGGGCUAUGCUACUAUGAUGACACCAGUACUUAACAGCCAGAGAACAAGGCUCAAUAAUUACUGUCUUAAUUUACGAGAAGUGCCGACUCUUAUUCUCCUUAUUGCCAGCCCACAGAAUGAUAUAUCCAUCAACACAGCUACAAACAAGGUUAUAAUCGACCUCACUCUGAUUUAUGAGGGGCGAGACACAGCCUUGCUGGCAUCUUGUGCGACUCUUGUGGACACAAUACUGAAGAACUUCAACUUUGAUGAGACAAAAGCAAUUGCAGGGUAUUCCCGUCAGCUGCUUCCUGUCUCCUGUCCAGCUAUCAACUCCACGUCUCCAGGGAUAGAAACCUUCCGGGAUUUCAGUUGUGCUUCAUACAGAAAGAAACUUACUCUGGGAAGCCUAAUUGCUUGCUUGAGAUGUCCUGUGGGUACUUACAACUCUGGAGGAAAUACAUGUACCGCUUGUCCUCUUGGACAAUACAAUGAUGUAGAGGGUGCCACCACCUGCAAGGACUGUUCAACUGGCCAAUGGACAUUCAGUAUUGGGGCUAGCUCUAACCUCAUGUGUAGACCUAUGUGUGGUUCUGGCGCAUUCUCUUCCACAAGACUCCCGCCAUGCCAAGUGUGUCCCUUGAAUACAAUUUGGGUUAACAGCACCUACUGUCGUUCAUGUGGCGCCAAUGAGAUCACCCGUGUUUAUGCUGCUACCGAAGCUAGUCAGUGCAAGGCCCAGUGUGGAGCAGGAACCUACAAUGCUAUUGAUGGUCAUGCUGAAUGCAUACCGUGUCCUAUAAACUUUUACCAGGACCAAGUUGGACAAAAGACUUGCAAGGCAUGCUCAACCAAUGAAGUAACAGCUGGGCCAGGGUCAACAGCGCAGUCGAACUGCACUAGCGGAGCUCUGUCUCCAGUGUGCAACAAAUACUGUCAGAAUGGAGGAGCAUGUAGUGUUAUCCGACACAGUCCCUCCUGCUCUUGUCCAAAAGGGUAUUCAGGACAGCGGUGUGAGAUUGGAGACAACCCUUGUGCCUCUAGUCCAUGUUACAAUGGCGGGACAUGCAACAUCCUCAAUGUGACAACAUAUUCCUGCAGCUGCCCAGCAGGCACCAGGGGUCCGAGAUGUGAGGCUGAUGUUAAUGACUGUACUUCAAGCACAUUGUGUCAGAAUGGAGGCAUGUGUCAAGACCAAAUCAACACUUUCAAAUGUCUCUGCAAGGAUGGAUUCACAGGAACAUUAUGCACCAGCCCUAAACCUAUAUGUGAUUUCCUGCCAUGUGGUAAUGGUGUGUGUAAUCCCAUCGGCUCAUUCCGUAGAGAGUGCACUUGUGUAGCUGGCUUUACUGGGAAAAAUUGCGAGACUAACAUUGAUGACUGCAAAGACAACCCCUGUUUAUAUGGUGGGACGUGCAUUGAUGAAGUGAACAACUACAGAUGUGAAUGCCCCCUUGGGUUGGUUGGUCCCCGGUGUGAAACACGACGAAACAAAUGUGCUGGUGUUACAUGCGGAAAUCGUGGCCAGUGUAUAGAUGACCAUGUGGAGAACACAUACCGAUGUAUCUGCAAUCCAGAAGCUUCUUAUGGAGAAUACUGUGAGUACAGUCUUUCAUUGAACAAAAAGUUAGAGACACCAACAUUCUCAAGGAAUGAAACAGGGAAGACAUUGAUGGACUGCAGGGACACCUGCAACAGUCAAGGAUCUUCCUGUCGGGCAUUCUCCUACUUCAGAGCUGAUCAGAGGUGCAUGCUUCAUUCCACAAGAGCUGACAACCUUCUUCCUCUUGUUCCUGAGCAAGGGGCUUCUUACUACGUCAAGAAGUGCAGCUAUAUCAAAGAUGAUUUCUACACUGAGUGGUACAACACCCCAGACAACCGCACAUCAGGGAACUAUGUCUUACUAAAUGAUAUGAGAAACACUCUGCAGCUGGACAUCUGUGGAGGUAGCUUCCCUAUAGAUAUACAAUGUCGGGACGCCACCACCAAGAAGACCUCAACCAAUGGUGGAAGUCGGUGUAUACUUGACCAAGGCUUCCUCUGUGACAAUACCCAACAACCAGCUGGAACCACCUGUAACCAAAAUGAAAUUCGUUUCAAAUGUGGAGUAAGUCGAGUAUUCAAGGGGAAAACAUGCAGCAUUCCCCCAUACUGUGCCAGUGCCCCAUGCAUGAACGGUGCCAGCUGUCGUGAGGUUGGGCUGACCUUUGUGUGUGACUGUGCCCCUGGUUAUGGAGGUUCUCUCUGCCAGAAAAACCAGGACAACUGUGCCAACCAACCCUGCUUGAAUGGCGGUACCUGCACAGAUGGUGUUAACACCUUCACCUGCACAUGCGCCACGGGAUAUGAAGGGUCUACUUGUGCUGGAACUAUCAACUUCUGUAACCCAAAUCCCUGUAACAGUACCGGCAGCCGGCAGUGCGCCAACAUCCACACCAGUCCAUACUGUGACUGCAAGCCAGGAUAUGACAACCCCGUCUGCAGUAACAACAUUGAUGAGUGUGCCAGCAGCCCCUGUCUCCACAAUGGCGUCUGCACUGAUGGCAUCAACGACUUCACUUGCGGAUGUAAGCCCGGGUGGACAGGAAAACGCUGCGAGAGGCUCGUUACCCCCUGCAGUUCCUCCCCUUGUAUAAACAAUGCAAACUGCUUUGACAUCUUCUCCAACUACUUCUGCAGAUGCAAGGCCAACACCUAUGGUCAGAAAUGUCAGUUUGCUCCCAGCAUAUGCGCUAAUGCCAACCCAUGUGUCAAUGGAAUGUGCUCCGAAUCAGCCGGGGUCACCACCUGUGCCUGUGGACAGAACUACACGGGCAAGGGCUGUGAAGUGCAGGUGCACCACUGUAAGGCGGGUACAUGCAAGAACAAGGCUGAGUGCAGUGCUCCCUCACUCAAUAACUACAAUUGCUCUUGCCCCACGGGUUUCACUGGCACAAACUGUCACACCAACAUCAACAACUGUGUGGGAGUGUUGUGCCCAGGAACAUCGAGAUGCAUUGAUGGAGUGGACCAAUAUUUCUGUCGUUGCCCCGUUGGCAAAAGUGGAAUAGACUGUAGUCAAGAUCUGGACCGCAACUAUGACAUGCUGUUUAAACUGCCACAGAAGACAAGCCAUGCUUACCUCCCCUACCCGAUCCAACUCACAGCUAACAAGCUCAGUGUCAGUCUGUGGGUCAGAUUCUGGGAGAAAGAUGGAACCGGGACAUUCUUCACUCUGUAUUCAGUCGAUGGUCCCAACAGCCUGGCUGGCAAGAAGCAACUGAUACGCAUUGACCAUUCCGGACUGACCAUUUCUGUGAAUGGUACCACUAGCAGUGUUAAACUGCCAUACUUUAAGUAUAAUGAUGGUAAAUGGAACCAGAUUGCAGUUACAUGGAAUGGCGAGACUGGACUCCUCAACUUUGUAGUCAACACUAUUGCCGAGGAUGUUCAAAACUAUGCGAAGGGCAUGAUGAUUGAUAAAUAUGUAUGGAUGGUUCUUGGGAGCAAGUAUGACCCUGUGACAGAGAUGCCUGUGCUGAAUGAAGGUUUCAAUGGCUGGUUGAGUCAGGUGUCACUCUACAACAGAGAUCUCACAUUUACAUCAGAAAUACCUCUGAAGCUGGAGAACCCACAACAGGUCUUCACUGAUGAAAUCUUUGCAUGGAAUGAGUUCCGCAGAUCCCAGGGUGUGUCUCUUGUCAUCCCGUCAACUGCUUCGUCCACAUCCUGCCCCAGGGGGUACUCAGGAGGGAACUGUGAAGUGGCAGAUGAGAAAAAGCUCCUUGUGUCCCCCACAAAGUGUCCUGGCGACAUAGUCCAAUUGGGAACAACUCGCAUCACUGAAGUGACCUGGGAUGAUCCUGUAUUUGUGGGGAAAGAUUCAACCAUCAUUUCCACUCACAAGUCAGGUGAUGUGUUUCUGUGGGGCCGCUAUCAGGUCGUAUAUCUUGCCAGCAACUCAGCAGGAAACAAGGGACUCUGCACCUUCAAGAUCUUCAUCCAAUAUUCCAGCUGCACGCCGCUACAGAAUCCUAUCCGUGGAAAUGCACAAAGGAGUGUUAUCAGUGACCCUCUGAUUAAAACUAGUAUCAAUUGUGAUUCUGGCUAUUCCAUUGUACACCCAGUCCCGAAACUCUACACGUGUCCCAGGAUCGGAAGUUACAACCCACCAAUGAAGUACAACUCAUUCCGACUACCACCAUGUGGAGUAAUUGUUAACAACAAUCUAUACCAAGUGAUAGUACAGCUGUUCUACACUGUAACCUCCACCAACCCUUCUGGCAUUGAAACCAGCAUGAGGACUGAGAUACUCAGUGCACUGAGAACACUCAAUGCCGAGUGGAGUAAUGGACUAUGCGAUAAAACCGACUGCUCUGAUGCCGUCAUCAACAUUCAGAGUGGAUUAACAGCUGGACGGAGGAAGAGGCAGGCAACUCUGGACACCAGCGUCAACAUCACCCUCCCAAUGGCAAAAGCGUCUUCAAGCCUUGGGUCUUUACGUCUCACCCCUGAUGACAUACUCCGUCUGGCUGUGCUAAACCAGGGCAAGUUUGACUUCUCACGGAACAUCCCAAAUGCAGUUCCUAUAAGGGACCUCCUUAAGAUACUACUUUCCAUCUCAUGUGCCACAGGACAGGCAGUUGUUAACGGAAAAUGUGUAAAAUGUGCUCCCGGUACCUACUACAUUGCUGCCACAAUGACAUGUGACCUGUGUCCAGUCGGUCAGUAUCAGCCGAAUGAGGCUCAGUCUAGCUGUCUGCCCUGUGGAAGCAAGACAACAGAACUUGCUGGGUCAUCUAGUGCAAGUGACUGCAAAGUUACUUGCACAACUGGUCAUAAGUUUGACAAUGCUGGCAACACUUGUCUUCCUUGUCCAAUCGGGUUCUAUCAAAACAUGACAGGCCAGUUCUUCUGCUACCCUUGCUCUGUGGAGAAAACAACCAGAACCACAGCCUCCAUCUCUGAAGGCCAGUGCUACGUUGAGUGCGGUAAGGGGCAUCAGCUGGCCCCAAAUGGAACCUGCCAAGAAUGCCCCCUGGGCAAGUACCGCAGUGCUGUUAUGUCCAAGUGUGAAGACUGUGCUACUGGCCUGACAACUAAUUCAACUGGAGCGGAUGCUAUGAGUUUGUGCAAUGUUGGGGACUGUCAAGCUGGGUUUUUCCGGAACAACGUGAAGCAGACUGAGUGCCUGAAAUGUCCACGUGGAACCUACCAGGAUCUGAAGCAGCAGUACAGCUGCAAGGCGUGUGGCAGCAGCCCUCAGUACAUCACAGUGGGAGAUGGCUCAACAUCUGCAGCAGAGUGUAGAUUUGUUUGUGAAGAUGGAUUUCAAAGGUUUGUGCAACAAAAUGUGGACACAUGCAUCCCUUGCCCGGUCGGAUUCUAUCGGAAUAAAACCCUCCUACCAUAUGAUGUGUGUGCAUCAUGUGGCCCUGACCGCAGCACUGCAUCAACCCACUCCAAGUCAUUCAGUGAUUGUUCCAUCUUGAAAUGCCCAGUUGGACAGCAACCAGACUCAACCAAUGCAAACUGUGUUAACUGUCCAUUCGGGACAUAUCAAAAUCAGUCAAACCAGCCAAACUGUAUGCCCUGUACUGGCCAAACCAGCACUCGCCAGAAUGGCUCGCAAAGCAGGACACAAUGUGAAGCUUAUUGUAAUGGAGGUCAAGAGAAGCUUGCAGAUGGUUCAUGUCGGACAUGUCCUAUAGGCUACUACAAGGACAAUAGUGUCUAUAAGUUCAUGUCAUGUGAAAAGUGUCCAAUCAAUUUCGUGACAUCUGCACCUGGAGCUGACUCAGCUGCAAAGUGCAAUAUAUACCAGUGCCAAGCUGGUUACAAGAUUGUGGGCAAUGGAUGUGAGGCAUGUCCUGUGGGCUAUUAUCAACCAGAACCAUAUAAGAGUUCCUGUAAGAUGUGUCCCGGUAAUACCUCCACCCGACAGAAUGCCACUGUUAAUGUCACACAAUGUGAAGCACAUUGUCCAUCUGGUUCUGAGAAGGAUAUGACCACAGGCCAAUGUAAACCAUGUGCGAGGGGUUUCUAUAAGGCAAACAGUGCUGGUGUGUUCAGCGAAUGUGUUAUGUGUUCAUCUACCUUCAUCACUGUAUCAACAGGAUCUACAUCUAGUAGUGACUGUUCAGUUCACAACUGCACUGCCGGCCAGAAAACAACAAGCACAGGAUGUGUGGACUGUCCCAAAGGAUCGUACCAGUCACAGAAGUGGCAGACAAACUGCGCCAUGUGUGCCACAGACAAGACCACAUCCACCAGUGGGGCCACAUCAGCCACUGACUGUAUCUUGAGCUGUCCUCCAGGCAAGGAAGACAUUGCUGGGGUCUGUGUAUCAUGUAAGCAGGGAUUCUACAAGAGUGAACAGAAGGCCUCUCUGUGUAUGGAAUGUCCUACAAACAAAACAACAUCAGGCAGUGGAGCCACCGCUUCAACAGACUGUAACCAAAUUGGUUGUCCAGCCGGGUAUUUUCAAGACUCCUCUACUUCCUGCCAACCAUGUACUUACGGAUUCUACCAACCUAAAAAGUGGCAGUCAAAUUGCGAUAAAUGUGAUACCGGAAGUACAACAUAUAGUCUGGGAGCAAUGGCUGUAACAGACUGUGUCGUGGAUUGUAGUACGGGACAGCAGUUCAACGCUGGCACAGGUAAAUGUGAACAAUGUCCCCAAGGCUACUAUCAGAACAAGCUCAAUCCCGAACUGUCGCAGUGUAUCAUGUGUUUUGACACCAAUGUUAUCACUGCUGGACCUGGAGCCACAUCUGCUGCCAGCUGUACUGUCAAAAACUGCACAACCCCUGGACAGUACCGAAAUAGUACUACCAACCUCUGUGAAGACUGCCCUGUCAGAACCUACCAGGACACGAAAUGGCAGGAUUCUUGCAAGACAUGUGCAACAGGUUACACCACACGCAACACGAAAAGUCCAAGUUCGGCAAGCUGUCUUCGUGACUGUGAAGCAGGCAAGACACAAAUCGGGGAUGCCUGUACAGACUGUCCUGCAGACUCCUACAGAAACAAGACCACCUGGACCUGUCAACCAUGCCCCGCUGGCCUCAAGACCUCGAAUGUGGGGGCCCCGUCAGUGAAUGCCUGCAACGAGUAUUCUUCAACGCCUUCCCCUCCACCUGAGACUGUGAACAUACAAGCCAUAAUUCUGGGAUGUGUUGCCUUGCUGUUUCUUGUUGUGAUCAUCGUGAUGGCAGUAUUUAUUGUUCGCAGGAUGAGGAAACAGAAAGCUGAGGAAAACUAUGACCACCCGUCCAGAGGCCCAGACCAGGCCAACAUAUAUGCUGAACUUAAUGAUAACAGACAGAAUACUGGAGAUGAGACAGGCUAUGAAAUGAUGGAUGUUUCCCCGUCAUAAAAAGACUCGACAUAAUGGAAUGGAAAAAACAAAUUGCAAUUAUUUUAUAAUCAUUAUAAUUCUUUUAUCAUUUUAUAAUUAUUAAUUUAUUAUUAAAUUUAAACAUAAAGAUACCAGUAUACAGCAGCUUGAAAGGGAAACAUCAUUUGAGGUGGGAUGUACAUUAUUUUUACAGCAAUAUGCAUUUGAUUGGCAUUUGACAUGUGACUUGUUGGUCACAGAACAUUUAUCAAUCUGAAAAUCAAUAAAGUCAAUAUCAUAAUUAUUAUUGAUUUUCAGUGAAUGAAUAUGACAAUUAGUUACCUUUGCCUCUGGGUGUUUAAUAUAUACUGGGUACCAGAAUUUCAAAUGACAGUAUCGGUUCAGAUUAUUAAUAUCCUCUUAGAGAAAAGAGUGGUCUAAGCAGUCAGUUAGUGACUACAUGAAUCUUGUUUCAUGCCGCAGGCAGCAGUUUUCCAUCAGAAUGACCUGCAAGUAAUCGACUCUUGGUCAGGCAGACCAAGUAUGUACUUUGGAAAAGUAUGGGCUACUCAUGACUGUUUCUACACAGGAAUCAAAACUAGGUCAUUUUGUUGUGAAGAAUUGCUUUCACUAGCUGAAAUAAAUAUUAGUUUGAUUCCUUUUUUAAUAUGAUUCAUGGUUGAUGUCAUACUCUGUUUACAAUAUUUAUGACAUGUCAUUUCCCUCCUACAUCAUAGUUGGUGCUCACUUACAUGACUGAAGGGGAAGUGGGGUAGACAAGUUUGCUCGUCACACCAACGUCCUGGGUUCAUAAGCCUACAAUUGGUACAGUUUGUUAGAUCCGUUUCUGGUGUCCCCCAUCGUGUGAUUUCUUGAAUAUUGCUGAAAUAAAUGAGGUCAAACUCAUUUUCUAAUGAUCUGUAACUGAUAAUUUACGUAAGGGGAUUGAGGAAAUUCAAAGCCACGAGCUGCAGCCACUGCCACUUAUGAAGUGUAUACAGGGGCUAUGUACUGAAGCAGUAGCACCCCUGAACAGAGAUUUACUUUUUCAAUGAUAGCAUCUCUCAACUGACAUAAUUCUGUGGCAUAGUAGAACCCAUUGUUAGUCUCACCUUGGCAAUAAUGAUUAUCCCAAAGCCAUGACUUGCCAGUUGACUCCAUCCGCUUGUAGGGGUGAGGCCAGAUGUUUCCAAUGUGUGGAUAUCUUGCAAGGUUCACGUUUCUCAUAGAAGUCUUUUUGGGAUGAUUCUGUGAAUGGUCAAAAGGUCCCUGGAGAUGUUCAGUCUGCUCUCAUCUGGUGUCAACAUUCUGGGGACCUUUCUGUGUGUUAGUUAUAAUUAGAUGGACUGUAUGGAUCCAAAGCUGUUCCUGAAUGUGUAAUGGAAAGCCUCCACUUGAGUUUCAGACCUAGCAUCUUUAAAAUGACCAGACCUAGGGUCAUCUUCUGUACUACUUCAGCCUCACUGUAAUUCCCAUUUUUCAGCAUCCCAUUUCUUAACAGUUGAACAUGUCAAAGAGCAGCCAUCUCAAGUAUGCAUUUCACAUCGUCACAUGUUUCCUUUGGGGACAUUGCCAUUUUGUGCAGGUACUCAAUCACAGCUUCUCUCAACCCUGUGAAAUUCUCCAGCUGACUGCAUGAAAACAGGUGCAAUUAUUAGUCCGUAACGUGCAUAUGUCUUCCAAGCAAUGAUCAAUAUUCUUCAUACACAUGUUGAAACCUUGUAUCACACAAAGCAAUAUCCGUAGGGCCACAAUGGUUUAUCCAAUUCAGACUUCAAAAUGAGAUAUAACUUGUGGAGAAGUGGUAUUUUGAUGGCGAGCUACUAAAGACAGCAACUUAUCAUUAUUAUUUAGGUAUUAUAUUUUCUACCAGGUUGUCAUGGACAGUGUGUACAAAAACUCAUGUUUCAAAAGCCAGUAAAGCUCUGUUUGUUAUUAAGCAAUUACAGCAUAAAUACCCAAAUAUUCCUGUAGAUAUGUUAAUUAAGUUGUUUGAUUGUAAAAUAAAACCUAUUUUGUUAUAUUGGGCGGAGGUGUGGGGCUUCCAUGAAAGAGCUGUUAUUGAAAGAUUUCAUAAUUACUUUUGUAAAUAUGUAUUGAGUGUUGGUAAACAUGUACGAGUAGUGCAGCUUUAGCCGACUGCGGUAGACAUGGACUUUAUAUAGAUUACUACCAAAAAUGUGUAAAGUACUGGUGUAAAUUGUUAAGAAUGUCAGAUGAUCAUUAUUCAGGACAAUGUUACCUACUUAUUAAGAAGUUAGAUUCAACAGGAAGGAAGACAUGGGCAUCCUGUGUAAGAUUGUUGUUAUACACGUAUGGUUUUGGAUAUGCAUGGGUUAGUCAAGAUAUUAAAGAUAUUUCAUAUUUUCUGUCGAUGUUCAGACAGAGAUUAGAAGAUUGUGGAAAACAAAACAUUUUUAGUAUUAUCAAUGAUUCAAAAUGACUUGCACAUUAUAAGAAUAUUAAGUCAUUGCUGACUGUUGAAUAUUAUGUUACAAACAUCAAUGUCAGGGAAUUAAGAAGAUAUAUGUGUUUGUUGAGAUUGCAUGAACUGCUGUUGCGUUGUAAUAUCAGAUGUAAAGAAUCUAUAACUGUUAACCAAAUUUGUAGGAUGUGUAAUACUAACAGCAUUGAAGAUGAACUCCAUUUCAUAUUUGAUUUCGAGGCAUAUGUAUUGUUGAGAAAUAAGUACAUACCGAAGUGGCAUAUUUCAUCAAACAUUUGUAAAUUUAAUAAAUUACUGACUUCUAAAGAUGUGUCAAUCCUUAACAAAUGUGCUAAGUUCGUUAAAGAAGCUCUGAAAUGUAAAUAUACACUUGAUUGUAAAAAUAUUGUGUUAUCUACCACCUAAUUGCCAUAUAUGUAUGAUAUUUUUGUAUCAACUGUGUACAUGGGCCAAUGGCCUACAAAACAGAUAAUAAACUUACCAUUAUAUAA